Phragmites australis (common reed) is the source of this 3252-nucleotide messenger RNA. RefSeq names its product G-type lectin S-receptor-like serine/threonine-protein kinase At5g35370. Gene Ontology annotation, biological process: protein phosphorylation. The record is from RefSeq and is a predicted model, not a curated record. The coding region runs from base 52 to 2865 and encodes 937 amino acids. NCBI's taxonomy places the organism in Eukaryota, Viridiplantae, Streptophyta, Magnoliopsida, Poales, Poaceae. The transcript has a single exon. Gene Ontology annotation, molecular function: protein serine/threonine kinase activity; ATP binding.
CCCUGCUGUGCUGAGACAGAUGCCGGUUUCCUCCCGCCAACUAGAGAAGGCAUGCACCCAGGUCAACGUUCCCGAUCGCUUACACCUCCCUCGGUCCCUCCCUCCCUCCGUGCCGUGCACUCCUACGCUUCUUGGGCGCAUCCGCUAGCGCCGCACGCCACCCAAAUGACUCCUCUCGCGCCGCGCCCGCUCGCGUGCCUGGGCCUGUUUCUGAUCCUCCUCUGUGCCCGCGGCGCGGACGCGGGGUCGGUGGCGACGGAGCUCGUGUACCCCAACUUCACCGCCUCUUGGUACGAGUACAUCGACACCGGCGGCGCGUUCCUGGAGUCCAAGAACGGCGCGUUCAGAGCGGCCGUGUUCAACCCCGGGAAGCAACAGGCCAACUUCUACCUCGUCGUCCUGCACGCUCCGUAUGGCACGCCGGUCUGGUCGGCCAACCGCGUCUCGCCGAUGACCUCGACCGGCAGGAUCCAGCUCUUUGCGCAGGGGCUCGCUGUGUCGGACACCAAUGGAACAGUGCUGUGGUCGACGCCAUCGCAGCUGCGGUCACCCGUCGCGGCGCUCCGGCUGCAGGACAGUGGGAACCUGCAGCUGCUGGACGCCGGGAACGUGACGCUGUGGCAGUCGUUCGAUAACGCCACAGACACGCUGCUUCCGGGGCAGCAGCUGCUCGCCGGUGCGUACCUUUCGGCGGCGAGGAGCGCCACCGAUCUCUCGGAGGGGGACUACCGGCUCGGUGUGACGGCCGCGGAUUUGGUGCUAACGUGGCAGGGGGCCACGUACUGGCGGCUGUCGAACGACAUCCGGUCGUACAAGGACCGCAACGUCGCGGUUGCAUCCCUGUCGGUGAACGCGUCGGGGUUGUUCGCGGUGGCCGCCGACGGCGCCCUGGUGUUCCGGGUGGACCUCCCGGCAGCCAAUUUCCGCGUGCUGAACCUGGGUUACGACGGCCGGCUGCGAAUCAAGAGCUACGCGCUGGUCAACUCCUCGGCGUCGCUUGGGAGCGACUUCGUGGCGCCGGCCGUCGACUGCGACCUCCCACUACAGUGCCCAAUCCUCGGGCUCUGCUCACCGGCGGGUAACAGCUCCACCUGCACUUGCCCGCCACUCUUCGCUGCCUCCGUGUCAACCCCUGGGGCGUGCACGCCGGGGGACGGCUCAGCGCUCGCGUCGCCAGCCUCGUGCCGGAGCAACAGCACCGCGUCCGUUUCUUACCUCGCCCUCAAGUCGCAGACUGCCUACUUCGCCACGAAGUUUGAUCCUCCGACCAAGACCGGCGUCAACCACCCCGCGUGCCGAGGCCUCUGCAACGCGAGUUGCGAUUGCCUCGGCUAUUUCUACGACAACUCCUCCCUGAGUUGCUACCUGGUCCAAGAAAAGCAGCUCGGCUCGCUGUAUUGGAGCUCUUCCGCUACAGCCUUGGGAUACAUUAAGACGUUCAAUUCGGCGCACAAUGCUACAAGAAACAAGGCCAACUCGUCGUCGGCGAACCGCUCUGUCGUCCCCAUUGUCCUGCCAUCCAUCGCGGCAUUCCUUCUCGUCGCCGUGAUCGCAUGGUACGCAUGUUGGAGGAGGUGGAAGAGUAUGAACGGCAAGAAAAAGAAGGCCAAGAACACCGGCGUGAAGAAGGUGCACCUAGGUCGUCAAAAGUCUCCGUCGAGAGACACGGGUAAUGCAGAGGCUGACGACGACGAGCAAGAUGAAGACAUCGUCAUACCGGGCAUGCCGACGCGGUUUAGCUACAUGGAAAUUGCGGCGAUGACUGCCAAUUUCGGGACAAAAAUCGGCUCCGGCGGGUUCGGCUCUGUGUACAAAGGGGAACUCCCCGGCGGCGAGGGGCUCGUCGCAGUGAAGAAGCUCGAGGCCAUCGGCGUGCAUGCAAAGCGGGAAUUCUGCACUGAGAUUACGAUCAUCGGCAACAUCCGGCACGUCAACCUCGUUCGCCUCCGCGGCUUCUGCGCGGAGGGCUCGCGCCGGCUGCUCGUCUACGAGUACAUGAACCGCAGCUCACUUGACCGGUCGCUGUUCGGCCGCACGGGGCCAGUGUUGGAGUGGGGGGAGCGUAUGGAGGUGGCUCUGGGCGCUGCGCGCGGUCUCGCGUAUCUGCACACCGGGUGCAACCAGAAGAUCGUGCACUGCGACGUGAAGCCGGAGAACAUCCUGCUGGCCGACGGCGGCCAGGUGAAGAUCGCAGACUUUGGGCUCGCCAAGCUGAUGUCGCCGGAGCAGUCGGCCAUGUUCACCACCAUGCGCGGCACCCGCGGGUACCUCGCACCGGAGUGGCUCAGCAACGCUGCCAUCUCGGACCGCGCCGACGUGUACAGCUUCGGCAUGGUGCUGCUCGAGCUGAUACACGGGAGGAAGAACAGGGGCGAACAGGCCAACGACGUCGCCAUCGUAGGCAGCGGCGAGCAGUCGGAUUGGCCGUCCGGGUGGAGCAGCGCGGCGGCGUCGACACCGAGCGGCACCGCUAGUGGCGGUAGCGACAACGAGUACUUCCCGAUGGUGGCGCUGGAGCUCCACGAGCAGGGGAGGUACCUGGACCUCGUGGACUCGAGGCUGGAAGGUCGCGUGGACGAGGCCGAGUCUUCCCGCGCCGUGCGCGUCGCGUUGUGCUGCCUGCACGAGGACCCCGCGCUGCGGCCUAGCAUGGCCGCCGUGGUGCGGAUGCUGGAAGGCAUCACGCCGCCGCCGGAGCCGCGCGUUGAGGCGCUCGGGUUCCUCCGCCUCUACGGGAGGGGCUACGCCGUGCCGACCUCCCUGGUCGUCAUGGCCGGCACGCCGGGCUCCGCGGGCGGCACGUCGUCGAUCACCGGCGGCUCGCAGUUGAACGAGUCAUUGCAGGACAUGUCAGCGCCAAGCUAACACUGGCCGAGCAGCACAAGAUUCAGCUCCCCUGACGUGUCAUCGAUCGACCUCUACACCGUGGCGCCUACGCGGCAUUGGCUUAGUAGUGCUUGGUCAAGGCGAUGGCAUGAUACCAGCUGGUAAAAGGGACACGGCAGGUACAACAGCACAGAGAAAUGGUCGUAACAGACAACAAACAAGUUGCAGUAGGUUUAAGUUAAGACUAGCUAUGCUGUGGGUGGCUUGCUUGUGACGGUUUAUGAUUAUUAUAUGGCCUUCUUACGAUGCAUUUGCAUUGGUAGAUUUGUAUGAUCGGCAAGGUAUAGAAGGUCGAUUGAUGUAGAGAUGUUAAUUGUACGUGGAAGCAGAGAAAAAUAUCUAUAACUAUACAGAUUGUUGAAUGCA